AUGAGCAUCAUGAACAGCUUCGUCAACGAUAUUUCGAACGUAUCGCUGCGGAAGCUUCCAGAUUGGCACAUUACAACAAACCGUGCCACGAUAACUAGCAGAGAAUUCAGACAAGCCGUACGACUAUUGCUACCGGGAGAAUUGGCCAAGCACGCAGGUCAGCGAAGGUACCAAAAGCCGUCACCAAGUACACCAGUUCAAAAUAAUAUAGACGUUUGUAUUCGCUUCGACGGUUAUACGGUUCGAAAAAUAAGAACAAAAAAAAAACGGUUCUUUUCAGAACCACUAUGUUAUGAUAAAAUGCAAAAUGAUAAUUAG
Molecule: messenger RNA, 318 nt
Organism: Acanthoscelides obtectus
Lineage: Eukaryota; Metazoa; Arthropoda; Insecta; Coleoptera; Chrysomelidae
Source: the annotation of a GenBank genome assembly